GAAAAUGUGACGUUUCUCCCCCGACAUCCGGUUUUAAUCGACACGCCGCAAGAAAUCGACUCGAAGAAAUUCCUCCUCUUGAACCCGUUUUUUUUUUUAGCAGAGCUAAACAGACAAAACUAGAAGGGAAAGUGUUUCUCCUGAGUAAUUCCUGACGAUUUAGGAUGUACCGACGGACGGAGACGAUGAGAUAAAUUGUUAGCAAUAAGAUGUGCUUGGCCCGCCGGAGGGGAGCAACAGAAGACAGUGAAACUACAGUGGAGGGAACCAGCAGCUAACCUUCUCAUGGCCUGCCAGUCUGUCUCCAUUAGCAACAUGGACGAGCAGGCCCUGCUGGGGCUCAACCCUAACGCAGACGCCUGCUAUAGGCAGAAGGCGAUGGUGUAUUUUGAGCAGUUGAAGGAGUCCCAGGAUGCCUGGGAGGUGUGUGCAGAGGCCCUGGCUAAAGGCAUUUACAGUGACGACCAUGUGAAGUUCUUCUGUUUCCAAGUCCUGGAGCACCAGAUCAAGUACAGACAUGGAGGUCUCAGUCCUGCCCAGCAACAGCUGAUACGAGAAACCCUGAUGAAAUGGCUGCAGCUUCAGUUAAUGAACUCCCAACCAGAGAAGCCGUUCAUUCGUAACAAGGCAGCCCAGGUGUUUGCUCUGACCUUCGUGAUGGAGUACCUGACCCACUGGCCCAAGUUCUUCUAUGACCUGCUGUCUCUCGUGGGCCUGAACCCACACGGGGUCGACGUCUACCUCAGAACGCUGAUGGCUAUCGACGCUGAGGUGGUGGACAGAGAUAUCCAGCACUCCCCUGAGGAGGUGGGUAGGAAUACGUUAAUAAAGGAUAGUAUGAGGGAGCAGGUCAUCCCCAGCCUGGUUGAGUCCUGGUAUCAGAUCCUUGGGGCCUAUCAGCAGUCUCACCCUGAGAUCACCUGUCAAUGUCUGGAGGUGGUGGGAGCGUACAUCUCCUGGAUAGACCUCAACCUCAUCGCCAACGACAGGUUUGUUAACCUGCUCCUGAGUCAGAUGUCCGUGGAGGACCUGAGAGAGGAGGCGUGCGAAUGUCUGUUUGAGAUUGUUAAUAAAGGCAUGGACCCUACAGACAAAACCAAGCUGGUUGAGUCCCUCUGUCAAGUCCUGCAGUCUGCUGGCUUCUUCAAUGUGGAGGAGGAAGAGGAUGUGGACUUCCUGGCUAAGUUCUCCAGACUGGUGAAUGGGAUGGGUCAGUCUCUGGUGCUGAGCUGGACCAAACAGGCCAAGGGGGGCGAAGUGAAAGACGCCGCCGAGUCGCUGCGCGCCAUCGAGGCAAAGGUUCCUCUGCUCCUCCAGCUGUUGGUCCACGACGACGACGACAUCUCGGCUAACAUCGUAGGCUUCUGCUACGACUACCUGAACGUACUCAAACAGUUUCCGCUGCUGACAGACCAACAGAAGACUAACGUUGAGGCCAUCAUGUUGGCUGUGAUGAAGAAACUCACUUAUGAUGAAGAGUACAACUUUGACAACGAGGGGGAGGAUGAAGCGAUGUUUGUAGAGUACAGGAAACAGUUAAAGAUGCUGUUAGAUCGUCUGGCUCAGGUGUCUCCUGAGCUGCUCCUGGAAGCUGUAGGCAGAGUCUUCAAUAACACCGUGCAGCGGUGGCAGACGGCGUCCUUCAUGGAGGUGGAGGUGGCCAUCAGGCUGCUGUACAUGCUGGGAGAGGCUCUGCCGGCUUCACACGCCCACUUCUCUGGCGACACGGCCAAGACCUCCGCCCUGCAGGAUAUGAUGAGAACGCUCGUCUCCUCUGGUCUCAGCGGGUACCAACACACGUCUGUAUCCCUGGAGUUCUUUGAGACGGUGGUUCGUUACGACAAGUUCUUCCUGGUUGAACCGCAGCACAUCCCCAAUGUCCUGAUGGCCUUCCUGGACCAUCGAGGUCUGAGACACAGCAGUCCUAAGGUCCGCAGCAGAGUGGCCUACCUCUUCUCACGCUUCGUCAAGACGCUGCAUAAACACAUGAACUCCUUCAUUGAAGACAUCCUGUCCAGGAUACAGGACCUGCUGGAGCUGGCUCCUCCUGAGAACGGUUUCCGGGCGCUGCUGACCAGCGAUGACCAGCUGUUUAUCUUUGAGACGGCGGGGGUGCUGAUCGUCCACGGAGAGAGUCCCGCCGAGAGGAAGCAGGCUCUGAUGAGAUCGCUGUUGACCCCGCUGAUCGACGCUUUUCGUCUGCUGCUCGCCAAACUGGCCUCUGAGAGGGAGGAGGAGAGGCAGGCCGCGCUGGCAGACUGUCUCAGUCACGCUGUUGGCUUCGCUAGUCGUACCAGUAAGGCGUUCAGCAACAAGCAGACGGUGAAGCAGUGUGGGUGUUCGGAGGUCUACAGAGACUGUCUGCAGACCUUCCUGCCUGCGCUGAGCUGUCCCGUCCAGAGGGGGGUCCUGCGUAGCGCCGUCCGCUCAUUCCUCCACCGCAUGAUCAUCUGUCUGGAGGAAGAGGUCCUGCCCUUCGUCCCGGCGGCAUCAGAACACAUGCUGAAGGACUGUGAGGCCAGAGACCUGCAGGAGUUUAUUCCCCUCAUCAGUCAGAUUACUGCCAAGUUCAAGGACCAGGUAUCCCCGUUCCUGCAGCAGGUAUUCAUGCCUCUGGUCCUGGCCAUCUUUGAGGUGUUGUGUCGUCCUGCUGAGGACAACGACCAGGCAGCAGCCCUGGAGAAACAGAUGUUACGGAGAAGCUACUUUACCUUCAUACAGACGAUAACCUCCAGCGGGAUCAACCAAGUCCUGGCCAACCAGGGUGUUGAGAACAUAGAGCGUGUUCUGUUCACCAUCAUCCAGGGAGCUGUGGAUUUCCCCGAUCCCAUCGCCCAGAAGACCUGCUUCAUCGUUCUGUCCAAGCUGGUGGAACUCUGGGGAGGUAAAGACGGCAUGGCUGGGUUCCCAGACUUCAUCUAUAAACACAUCGUCCCAGCAUGCUUCCUGGCUCCUCUCAAACCAUCCUUUGAUCUCACAGACGCUCAGACAGUCCUGACGUUGUCAGAGUGUGCGCUCACGUUGAAAAUGAUUCAUCUCAGAAGAGGUCCGGAGUUUAUCCAGUACCUCCAACAGGAGUACCUGCCUUCUCUACAGGUGUCACCUGAAAUCACACAGGAAGUGUGUCAAGUGCUUCAGCAGCCAGACGCCAAGGUCCUCAAAAACUACAUGAAGGCUUUCUUUCAGCGAGCCAAACUGUAAAUACGAAGCGAACUGGACGGAUUGAGAGAGGACACUGGAAACUAAGAGGACACUGGUAGUGAGAUAGUACCAGUCACUACGGACAGUCGGACAGAGGAGACGGAGAGCUUAGCAUAAAGAGCGGCCUUAGCACUUCUGAAGGUAACUGCAUAACCACUCCCAUCCUGUCCACGUGGGAGGGAACGGAGCCAAGACGCAAGGACACGAGUGGUCAAGGAGGCUUUCACUGGGGGUGACCACACCCCCCCCCCCCUUCCACUGAUCCAGGCCCAAUCAAGGACGUGCUCUCCAUCUGGGGCGGCACCCUGGUCAAGUGGAAGAUGUGAUUGGUUGGAUUCUCUGCGAGACAGGAAGUAAACUAGAGUAUAGAAGGGAAGUUGAUGGAACGAGGCUUCCAUAGUAGAAUAUCAACUAUCCAUUUGAACAGGUCUGAAGCUUCCUCUUUCUGUUGGUAAUGAUCCAACAAUGACCUGAACACAAUUUAAUGAUCUAUUACUUUAAAAAUAGUUUUUCUGUUGUUUUAAAAAAAAAAAAAAAAAAAACGUUUUCAAGAUGUCUUUGAUUUGAGUGGUUGAACGAGGAGGUUGUGUUUCUCUCUGCCCUGUGAAUGAAUUGAUGGACAAAAUAUAAAGGCUGGUGGCUUGAUAUUUUCUCUAGAUUUGUAUGUUGUGGAAGAAAUGGAAUGGUUAGGGGUUAGGAUGUGUUUUUCAGUUUGACGCGACGGACAGGGCAGACCGGUGUAACGGUGGAUAACACGCUGCUGGUUUAUUCUGCAUUUACUUUAUCUUCUGUUCCAGUUGUACCCCCCCCGUCCCCCCUGUCCCUCAGAACGUUGUAAAAUAAUCCCUCAGAAUGUUGUCAGGUUGUCCCUCAGAACGUUGUCCCUCAGAACGUUGUCCCUCAGAACAUUGUCCCUCAGAACGUUGUCAGGGUGUCCCUCAGAACGUUGUCUGGUUGUCCCUCAGAACGUUGUCCCUCAGAACAUUGUCCCUCAGAACGUUGUCAGGUUGUCCCUCAGAACGUUGUCUGGUUGUCCCUCAGAACGUUGUCUGGUUGUCCCUCAGAACGUUGUCUGGUUGUCCCUCAGAACGUUGUCCCUCAGAACGUUGUCCCUCAGAACGUUGUCAGGUUGUCCCUCAGAACGUUGUCCCUCAGAACGUUGUCCCUCAGAACGUUGUCCCUCAGAACGUUGUCCCUCAGAACAUUGUCAGGUUGUCCCUCAGAACAUUGUCAGGUUGUCCCUCAGAACAUUGUCCCUCAGAACGUUGUCUGGUUGUCCCUCAGAACGUUGUCAGGGUGUCCCUCAGAACGUUGUCCCUCAGAACGUUGUCCCUCAGAACGUUGUCAGGAUGUCCCUCAGAACGUUGUCAGGGUGUCCCUCAGAACGUUGUCAGGUUGUCCCUCAGAACGUUGUCUGGUUGUCCCUCAGAACGUUGUCAGGAUGUCCCUCAGAACGUUGUCCCUCAGAACGUUGUCCCUCAGAACGUUGUCAGGUUGUCCCUCAGAACGUUGUCCCUCAGAACAUUGUCCCUCAGAACGUUGUCAGGUUGUCCCUCAGAACAUUGUCAGGUUGUCCCUCAGAACGUUGUCCCUCAGAACGUUGUCCCUCAGAACGUUGUCAGGAUGUCCCUCAGAACGUUGUCCCUCAGAACGUUGUCAGGAUGUCCCUCAGAACGUUGUCCCUCAGAACGUUGUCCCUCAGAACGUUGUCAGGUUGUCCCUCAGAACGUUGUCCCUGAGAACGUUGUCAGGGUGUCCCUCAGAACGUUGUCAGGGUGUCCCUCAGAACGUUGUCAGGGUUCAGGAUGUCCCUCAGAACGUUGUCAGGGUGUCCCUCAGAACGUUGUCAGGGUGUCCCUCAGAACGUUGUCAGGGUGUCCCUCAGAACGUUGUCCCUCAGAACGUUGUCAGGAUGUCCCUCAGAACGUUGUCAGGGUGUCCCUCAGAACGUUGUCAGGAUGUCCCUCAGAACGUUGUCAGGAUGUCCCUCAGAACGUUGUCAGGGUGUCCCUCAGAACGUUGUCAGGGUGUCCCUCAGAACGUUGUCAGGGUGUCCCUCAGAACGUUGUCAGGGUGUCCCUCAGAACGUUGUCAGGGUGUCCCUCAGAACGUUGUCAGGGUGUCCCUCAGAACGUUGUCCCUCAGAACGUUGUCAGGUUGUCCCUCAGAACGUUGUCAGCAUGAGUAGGAGUGCUGAUGGAGGACGUAACGAAUAAGAAGAGGUUUGGACUGCUUCUAGAUCACGAGCCCUGAACAAGGUUCUCCUCUACCCUCAGUCCCCUCAGGAAGAACAGGACCUGGUUAAACAAACGUCUGUUUGUUCUGAUCACACGUCAGGAACUGUAUCUCGGUGGGGUGGGGCUUAACAGAAGGUCCACUACAGGGCCCUGGUCAACACUAAUAUAGGGAAUGUGGGGAGGGGGGUGGAGGGCGGCCAUUUUGUGACUGAGCGAAGUCAUCCACUGCACCUUCAACUGGAGAAAUCUGGAGCGGACAGACGAGCGACGUGUUUACCCUCGGUGUUCGUUACAACACCGUCACUUUCAGAAGGAAUUAAGGACUUUACAAGUGGAUCGAAAUGUAAAUAUUACGUUUGUUGUUUUUUUUUAAAGAAGGAAAUAAUAUGUUUGGAUGUAAAUAAAUUAGUUUCAUUGUUUUA
Molecule: messenger RNA, 5860 nt
Organism: Salmo salar (Atlantic salmon)
Lineage: Eukaryota; Metazoa; Chordata; Actinopteri; Salmoniformes; Salmonidae
Source: RefSeq, a predicted model, not a curated record